Messenger RNA from Stegodyphus dumicola, 4446 nucleotides. RefSeq lists its product as uncharacterized. The record is from RefSeq and is a predicted model, not a curated record. Lineage: Eukaryota; Metazoa; Arthropoda; Arachnida; Araneae; Eresidae.
AUGAGUAAUGGAAGUGCGUAUUGUAAUAUUAAAAGCCUGUGCUUGAUUAUAGCUCAAUGUUUAGAUUCACGCGAAAGGGCGGAAGUCAUAAAUAAGAAUUCAGAGCAUUCGACAGCGAAUAGUGGGCGCCGUCAGUCUGCGUAUGCAGUCCAGAAAAUAAACACUCGUCAUUUCAGCGAUGGAAAGAGCAAUAAAUUAGAAACGAAAGCUUCUUCUGCUUCUGAUUUAGUGUCCACGGGUAUUAAAGAAAAAUUGAUUAAGGCAUGCGUUUUUUGCAGAGAUUUUUCCCAUUCAAGCCAUAAAUGUCCUAUUGCCCAGAAACUAACGAAUGACGAAAAGGUUGAAAUACUACGCAAAAAUGGCACUUGUUUUAGGUGUUUACAAAAUAAGGGUCACAUCAGCAAAUUUUGUGAUUCUAACAUUUUUUGCUCCCAUUGUCACUCUAAGCAUUCUACGAUUAUGUGCAACAGAAUUAAUUCCGAGAGUAAAAAGGGAACGAUCAAAACUGUCCAGGAAGUUGAAAAUAAAGUACUUUCGAAUCAAAGCAACCGUUCUGAAGUUUAUUUACAAACUUUGGUCGUAGGGGUAGCUGGGAAAACCUUAAAGGGUUAUUUAAGAUUGCUAAUAGACACCGGAAGUCAGAACACGUACAUAAGUCAAUAUGCUGCUAAAACGUUGAAAUUAGAAAAGAUAGGAACUGAAAGAAUUAAACAUGGGUUAUUUGGGGGUGUAGAAGUUUCGGAAGAUCAUAAUCGUUAUCAAAUAGAUUUAACUAGUUUAGAUGGAAAGUACAGGUGUAAAAUCGAAGCACUAGACCAGAGGAAAAUUUGUUCGUCACUACCUAAGAUCAAAGACGAAAAGUUAAUUAAAGUAAUGGAAAAAAGGGGAAUCCUUAUCAACGACAAUCAUGCGAAUGGAAAUCUCUGUCUGUUUCAAGAAAAUCCGGAAGAGAUUCAUAUGCUGUUAGGAGCGGACACCGCAGCACAAUUGUUCACUGAAAGAAUUGAACAUUUUGCGGGGGAUUACGUAGCCUUUGAGACCAAGUUAGGCUGGACAUUAAUGGGCAAGAUUAAAGAGAAUGCGAAUACGUCGAGUUCCCUGUCCGUUCUUUCUUUAUCCUUACAUGUUUCCGAUACAAAUUUGUCCAAUCUUUGGCGUUUAGACACCUUGGGGAUUUCAAGCGAGGAAAACAAAACGAAAAGUGUCUUGGAAGAAGAAACUCGAAAACAUUUCUUAAAAAGUGUAAAACGGGAUAGCUCAGGGAGAUAUGAAGUAACCUUACCCUUUAUUUUAGAUAAAUCCGUCUUAUCCAGUAACCGUACUAUGGCAGAAAGACACCUCGUCAAAACCGAAAGUAAACUAAUUAACACACGCAGAAGAAAAGAUUACGAAGAAAUAUUUGAUGAGUGGGAAGCGAAGGACAUUAUUGAGGUAGUAACUGAGGAAAAGGAGGAAGGAGUGCACUACUUGUCACACAGACCUGUAAUAAAGGAGUCUAGUGAAACUACAAAGAUACGGCCUGUUUUCAAUGCAUCUGCACGUUCUAAGAAUUCACCCUCUCUCAAUGAUUGUUUGAGAGUGUCAUCUGAUAUCGAAAAGGCCUUUUGUCAAAUCAAAAUAGCAGAAAAGGAUAGAGAUUUUUUAAGGUUUCUAUGGUUCGAUAAUCAACAUAAGUUUAAAAUUUACAGACAUAACCGAGUUGUUUUUGGACUCACAUCAAGUCCGUUUCUGCUAGCCGCUACACUUAGUCACCUUUUGACUACAGUCCCAGAAAAGUUUGUAGAAACUUCUAAUAUUUUGAAGGAUUCAUUUUACCUCGAUAAUUCGUUAAUUAGCUUAAAUCACGUAGAUGAAGCCGAAAAUUUCGUUCAAGAAGCAAGAUUGAUUUUGGCUUCAGGGCAUUUCAAUUUGAGAUGUUGGCGAUCAAAUUUUCGCAUUGACAUGAUCGAUGAGAUAGAGAGCAAGACGAAAGUUGUCCCAGUAUUAGGAUUAGUAUGGGAUUUAGAAAAAGAUAGUUUGAGUUGCAAGAUCGAAGAAACAUUUAACUUGAGGGAACCUAUUACCAAAAGAAAAGUUUUGUCAAUUACCCAGAAAAUUUUUGAUCCCAUUGGCUUUACUGCACCGAUAACUGUAAUUCCUAAACUAAUUUUGCAAGAAACCUGGAACCAGAAGAUUAAGUGGGAUGAAGAUCUUCCUCUUCCCCUAAGUGAGCAGUUUGGGACUUGGUUGAACCAAUUGCCUCUGCUAUCUCAGAUUGAAAUUCCUCGUUGGUUAAAUAUUGAUUACGAAAACGAAGAUACCGUAGUAGUGCUCCACGUUUUUUCGGAUGCUAGUAAAAGAGCCUAUGCCACAUGUGCAUUUUUAAGAGCUGAAACCAUCGAAGGUGUAAAGGUUCAGUUAGUAAGCGCGAGAAGUCGAAUAGCCCCUAUUAAGGAACUUACGAUUCCACGGCUUGAACUUCUUUCCUGUCUGAUAGGUGCCAGGCUUGCCAAAACAAUUCUAUCAGAUUUGAAACUUAAGAAUUGUUGUAGAACAGUGUUCUGGAGUGAUUCUUCUACAGCUUUGGGGUGGAUAAGAAGGGAUCAAGCAUGGGGUACGUUUGUUCAUAAUCGAGUACAAGAAAUAAGAUCGCUUACCAGAAUAUCUGACUGGAGGCAUGUACCUGGAAGUUUAAACCCAGCGGAUCUCCCAUCGAGAGGAUGUACUAUUGAGCAAUUACAGAAAUCGGCAUGGUGGGAGGGCCCAUCGUGGCUUUACUUACCAGAAGACGAGUGGCCCCAUGUAGAAGAAAAGCCUGAUGAAGAACUUAUAAACAAGAAAAAAGAAAAAAGGAAAACGAUUCUGACUCUUCUAGAUCAUGGAGACAAUUUGGACCGAACAAAGAGAAAAAACCUCACUCCUGAUGUCUCAGUUGAUGAAUUGGAGAAUGCUGAAAAGGCACUUUGUAGAUUGGUACAGAAAGAAUCAUUUACAGGCAUAAACGAUCCCGCUAUUCGUGCGCUGAGACCAAUCGUAGACCAAAAUGGAAUUUUAAGAGCCAAAACGAACGUCCUACAGCGUCAAGAUAAUGAAAAUUUCCGAUAUCCUAUCAUUUUACCUUCAAAACAUAUUCUUGUUGAGAGACUAAUUUACGAGAAACAUCUAGAACUCCAGCAUGCUGGUGUCAGCACUUUAAUGACAAAUCUUAGAGAAAACUUUUGGAUAUUAAAAUCCAGGAAAAGUAUUCGAAAUAUUAUCAGAAAAUGUGUAAGAUGUAAAAGAUUUGUUUCACAAAGAGUGGAAGUCGAGCCAGGAUUUCCACCCGAAGAUCGAGUCAGAGAAGGGGCGACUUUUGAAGUCGUCGGUGUAGAUCUAGCGGGUCCUCUCUAUCUCCGUGAGGAGUCUCACGUAUACAAGACUAUCCAAGCGUGGAUAGUCUUGUAUACAUGUGCCAUUUAUAGAGCCAUUCACCUCGAACUAGUUACUUCUCUAUCUACAGAAACUUUCAUCCAAUCUUUACGUAGAUUCAUUGCCAGAAGAGGUAGACCUUAUGUGAUAUAUUCCGACAACGGAACUAAUUUUGUAGGGACUAACAGUGUUCUUAAGAAAGUUAAUUGGAACGCCAUAUGUUCAGCUGCUUCUAUCCAAAGGAUACGAUGGAAGUUCAACCCUCCGACCGCCGCCUGGUGGGGAGGUUGGUGGGAGAGGCUUGUGCGAAUGGUGAAAGAAAAUUUAAGAAGAGUGUUAGGUCGAACGUCCUUAAAUUAUGAAGAAUUAUAUACUAUAUUAUGUGACUGUGAACAAGUGAUUAAUUCGCGACCUAUCACAUACGUAUCAGAGGAUAAUCAAGAUCCAUCACCACUGACCCCUAUGAUGUUCCUGCAAGAAUUGCCGUCAUCAGGAGUUCCUGAUAUGGACUACGUAGAUUCCAAAGAACUAAACCGCCGAGCCAAAUACCGACAGAGACAGAGAAUAAGACAUGAUCUACGAAACAGAUUUCGUAAUGAAUAUCUUGGUCAGUUGAGACAACAGGCAAUAAAGAAGGGAAAAUUUCAACAGUUGCAAGUAGGCGAUGUCGUUCUGUUGGAAGACAGCCAGAGACGACGCAUACAUUGGCCUUUAGCCAAGAUAGUCGAGCUUUUCCCCAGUAAAGACGGAAUAGUUAGACUAGCGAGGGUCAAGACAAGAAAUGGAAUUCUGCUUCGUCCAGUGCCCCGGCUUUUCCCGUUGGAGAUCUCUACUUCCGAAUCCGUUGGCCCUCCGUUCCCCGACAGAGCACCUCGAGAUAGAAACGACCAUGCAACUGGUCAGGCUGAUCAGGCUGCUAGUAUUCCAGAACCUGCCUCAAGUCCUCGAGUGAUGACCAGAGCUGAACGAGUUGUUCGGCCUCCUCAUCGAAUGGACCUGUGUGUAUUGAGUUCCUCCGCAUCGUCGGAUCUCAAUGGUGGGAGGCGAUGUUACAUCUAA